UUUCCGCCACCGUCGUCGUCUCUCUGCCCUCUCUGCGAUCGAAACCCUAGCAAUCCAAUCUCUACUUUGGGAUCGGGAUUCCUUCUUUUUAUGGCGUAAAGCUAUACGAAUUUCAACGAUUUAGGGUUUCUGAGGAAAGAAUUGAAGGGACAGAGCACUGAAGAGGAGAAACGAUGUCAACGGACACCACCGGGAAUUCGGACCUGCAGCCAUCGUCUUCGUUGUCUCGGCAUUCUUCUUCCGACGCAAUCGAUUCGACGCCCUUGCUUCUGAACGGCGGAAGCAAUGACGGAAGCGUCGGCGGAGGUGGCGGGAAUGGUCAAACGAGCGGCGGAGGCAGACGAUCCGUGCGGAGACAGAGCCUGAGGGAGGCGGCGAGGUUUCUCCGGCGAGCGAGUAGCGGACGGAUGAUGAGACAGCCGUCGAUGUUGGUCAGAGAGACGGCGGCGGAGCAGCUCGAGGUGAGACAGAGCGAUUGGGCGUACUCGAAGCCUGUGGUUGUGCUCGACAUCGUCUGGAAUUUGGCGUUCGUUGCCGUAGCCACGGCUGUUAUUGUGCUGAGCCGUGAUGAGAAGCCAAACAUGCCGCUUAGGGUAUGGAUCGUUGGGUAUGCUUUGCAAUGCGUUCUUCAUAUGGUUUGCGUGUGCGUGGAGUAUCGGAGGAGAAGGGUUAGGAGCCCGCGAUCCCGGUCUUCUUCGUCCUCCUCUUCAUCUUCUUCCAUGGAGGAAGAGGGUUUGAGUUCAAGAAGGAAUUCAGAGGAACGGUACUCGACAUUGGGACAGUACGAGCAAGAAUACAACAGAAGGAUUUUGCGUUUUCUUAUUUUCACUUACUAUUUCCAAAGCAGUGCUGCAAAGCAUCUAGAAUCCGCCAACACAAUGUUUUCGUUCAUAUGGUGGAUCAUCGGAUUUUACUGGGUAUCUGCCGGUGGUCAAGAUUUGGCACGGGGAUCUCCACAGCUUUACUGGUUGUGCAUAGUCUUCCUCGGGUUUGAUGUUUUCUUUGCCGUCUUCUGCGUCGCUCUGGCUUUCGUGAUUGGCAUUGCUGUUUGCUGCUGUCUACCAUGCAUCAUAGCUGUUCUAUAUGCUGUAGCUGAUCAGCAGGAAGGAGCAUCUAAAGAAGACAUUGAACAGCUCACCAAAUUCAAAUUCAGGCGGGCUGGUGAUGAUGUCCAAGGAAAUGUCGGAGGAAUUAUGAUUGAAUGUGGCACAGAUUCGCCCAUCGAGCAUACCCUUCUCCAGGAGGACGCAGAAUGUUGCAUUUGUCUGUCGGAGUAUGAAGAGGGAGUAGAAGUAAGGGAACUAACUUGCGGCCAUCAUUUCCACUGCGAAUGCGUAGACAAAUGGCUCUACAUGAACUCCACUUGCCCUCUCUGUAAGUACAACAUCCUCCACCACAGUGAUGAACAACAAGUCUAGAGACUUCUUCUAGGAUUUCACCAUGUGUUAGCUCUCCAUUGGCUUGGCUGUGAAUACGUAUGCGGGUGUGUGUAUAUAUGUCUGUGUAUACAUUGGUUGGCUUGUCAAACAUGAUGUUUUUACUCGCAUAACAUCUUAUAGCCAUUUGAAGUGUUUUAUUUUCUGUACUAUCUUUUUUUCACACUCAAGAUCUUUUGAGAAAGAUGAGAAUGUAUGCAUAUA
Molecule: messenger RNA, 1640 nt
Organism: Tarenaya hassleriana
Lineage: Eukaryota; Viridiplantae; Streptophyta; Magnoliopsida; Brassicales; Cleomaceae
Product: E3 ubiquitin-protein ligase At1g12760-like
Exons: 6
Coding region: 174-1418 (414 amino acids)
Source: RefSeq, a predicted model, not a curated record